CUACCGCCACGCUCCUAAUGGCGGCCACGGCCGGGCGGAAGGGAGGGGAGCGAGGCGUGUGCGUCAUCAGCUUGCGCCGCGUGGGCCCGGGGUCGGCGUGGGCCGUGCGCCGAGGUCGCUUUCUGAUGAGCUCACAGCCCGUGGACGCGGCGGCCGAGGCAGCUGGCCCCUGGAGAGGCCGCUCGUGGACGCGAGCCGCGGCCCCGGGGGCGAAGUCGGUCGGCGUGGCUUGUGGCGCCGCGUGAUAGCCUCGGAGGCGGAAGGAUUACGUGUCCACGAUGGGAAGAACCUACAUUGUGGAGGAGACUGUCGGCCAGUAUCUUUCCAACAUUAGUCUCCAAGGAAAGGCCUUUGUGUCUGGGCUUUUAGUGGGUCAGUGUUCCCCCCAAAAGGAUUAUGUGAUCCUUGCCGCAAGGACGCCACCCAAAGAGGAGCAGCAGGAGAACCUUGAGCACCCCAAAGCUCAGCUGGAUGAAGAAUGGGCCGCGGAACAUGCCAACCAGGUGUCCAGAAUGCUGCCAGGAGGGCUGUUAGUUCUCGGAGUGUUUAUUAUCACAACUGUAGAGCUGACAAACGAUUUUCAACAUACCCUGCGCAGACUGCUGUUUGCUGUGGAGAAGUCUGUGAGCAGGAAGAGGCUGUGGCGCUUCACGGAGGAGGAGGUCUCCGAGCGGGUGGCCCUGCACUUGUGCUGUGCUUCCAAAAAAUUAGUUUGUCGAACCUACGAUGUCCAUGAUCCAAAGAGUUCCGCGAGGCCGGCAGAUUGGAAGUAUCAAAAUGGACUCUCCGCGUCCUGGCUUUGCUUGGAGGGAACUGUGCACAUCAAUAUUCACAUCCCGCUCUCGACCACCUCUGCCAGCUACUCUCUGGAGAAAAACACCAGGAAUGGACUCACACGCUGGGCCAAGCAAAUAGAAAAUGGAGUGUAUUUGAUCAACGGACAAGUGAAGGGUGAAGACUGUGACCUGUUGGAGGGACAGAAAAAGUCACCCAGAGGAAAUGCUCCGGGAUCUGGCCAUUCUUUUGAUGUCAGAGUGCUAACACAGUUGCUCUUGAGUCCUGACCACAGAUCCACAGCCACAGUCCAGAUCUGCAGUGGCUCCGUGAACCUGAAGGGGGCGGUGAGGUGCAGAGCUUUCCUUCACAGCAGUAAACCCAAGGUUAAGGAUGCUGUGCAGGCAGUGAAGAGAGAUAUUUUGAACACAGUUGUUGAUCGUUGUGAAAUACUAUUUGAGGAUCUGCUUUUGAAUGAAAUUCCAGGAAAAAAAGUUAUGAGUUCUGAAAAAGAAUUCCACAUCCUCCCUCACCGAGUUUUUGUCCCAAUUCCUGGGUGUGCUGUCAUGCUCUGUGAUUAUAAAUUUGGUGAUGAGCCAGCUGAGGAAAUCAGGGACCACUUUAUGGAGAUGCUAGAUCAUACGAUUAAAGCAGAAGAUUUGGAAAUUGCAGAAGAACCAAAUACAGCUUGUGUGAGUCCCUCGGUGGACAGUGAAGGCUCCGUGGACAGCACAGAUGAAGAGCAGCCACCACAGCCGGUGAAGAGUACAGUCAUGAUGAAAGUUCAGCAGAACACAGGUGUGAUUGCCGCAUUUGCAGUCGCAGUCUUUGCUGUGGGCGUCUCCUUUCAUUACUUCAGUGAUUAGGGGUCUCGUCACCAUCAUGUGGAAGAUGGACCCACAUUGGACAAGUCUGAAGAACCAAACAGAACUCCUAGCAAUGCGGAAUAUAUUAAAAUAACCAUCAAGCAUGGUGCCUAAAAUUUUAAGCUCAACUCAAAAAACAAGUGAACUUGAAGUUAGUAUCUAAAGAAAUUUCCCAUUGAACAUCAGGGAGAUACAAGAGACUACAAAAUAACAGAAUGUUGAGAGAAAAGAAAGAACUACAGAAGGAGUGCUUAGGGGACAGAGUGGAGGAGAGGCAAUAUGUGAAGAGGUGACAGAGGUUUGCAUUUAUUUGAAACUGAGUUCAUAAGUUCAAGAAGCAAAGUAUAUCCCAAACACAUAGUUAAAUAAAAUCCAUUCUGAGACCAAUUGCAGAACACUGCAUUAUAGCACAAAAUUGUAGAAGCAACCAGUGGGAGAGAAAAUACCAUUGAUAAAUGCAACAUAGUCACAUAUUCAUUAGGCUUCUCAGCAAUGAUACCUUUUGAAUUCUAGGAUAAAAUAAUUAGCUUAAGAAUUUGUGCCAUACAAAACUGAAAUAAAUAUGUUCAGGU
Molecule: messenger RNA, 2212 nt
Organism: Ochotona princeps (American pika)
Lineage: Eukaryota; Metazoa; Chordata; Mammalia; Lagomorpha; Ochotonidae
Gene: ODR4
Product: odr-4 GPCR localization factor homolog
Exons: 15
Coding region: 279-1640 (453 amino acids)
Biological process (GO): intracellular protein localization
Cellular component (GO): endomembrane system
Source: RefSeq, a predicted model, not a curated record